AUGGUUAGAGAUAUUGGAGGUUUAAACGGUACUCGAAAUAUGUCUUUAGAGGAAAUUGUGGCCAUGUUUUUGUACACAUUGGCUCAUCAUUUAAAAAAUAGGACAAUUGGAAGUCAUUUUUUUCGAAGUGGAGAAAGUGUGAGUAGAAAUUUUCAUCGAUGUCUUCUGGCUAUUCUAAAGCUACAUACACACUUGCUUAAAAAACCGACACCUAUAACACAAGAAUGCGAAGAGAAUAGAUGGAAAUGUUUUGAGAAUUGUUUAGGAGCUUUAGAUGGAACUCACAUUAGUGUUCAAGUGCCAAGUGAGGAUAGACCAAAGUAUCGAACGAGGAAAGGUUCUAUUGCUAUGAAUGUUUUAGGUGUAUGUAAUCCUAAUUUGGAAUUCAUAUAUGUGCAACCUGGUUGGGAAGGAUCUGCUCAUGAUGGACGUGUCCUUCGAGAUGCUAUUAGUAGGCAUAAUGGUUUGAAAGUGUCACAAGGUGCCUACUAUUUGGUAGAUGCGGGAUACACAAAUUGUGAAGGGUUUUUAGCACCAUAUAGAGGUCAUCGAUAUCACCUUAAAGAGUGGGGGGACCGACAACCAAUUAGUGCAGAGGAAUACUUCAACAUGAAACAUUCUAAGGCCAGAAAUGUUAUUGAGAGAUGUUUUGGACUUUUGAAAGGAAGAUGGGGUAUUCUAAGGGCCCCUUCCUUUUUUCCAAUACGUACUCAUGGGCGUAUAGUUCAAGCAUGUGCCUUGCUACACAAUCUUAUUCGAAAGCAUAUGCCAACAGAUUACACUAUGUAUUUUGAUUCUGAUAGUGAUGAAGAAAGUGAUGACGAUGAGGAUGAUCUUGAUGAUGAAGUUGAGUAUAUUACUCAUAUAGCGACUUCAGAUGCUUGGACUAAUUCUAGGAACAACUUAGCACAAAAUUUGUUUAAUAAUUGGAGAGCUAGGCGUAGUAAUCAAGCAUAA
Messenger RNA from Beta vulgaris subsp. vulgaris (sugar beet), 957 nucleotides. Its product is annotated as protein ALP1-like. The transcript is spliced from 3 exons. Bases 1 to 957 code for a protein of 318 amino acids. The record is from RefSeq and is a predicted model, not a curated record. Lineage: Eukaryota; Viridiplantae; Streptophyta; Magnoliopsida; Caryophyllales; Amaranthaceae.